AAGCGAAGAAAUGCAAAACAAGAUUUCACAGGGUUCAAAAUGUCAAUAUUAGUUUAGCUCCUGCGUAAAAAUGUAUGUCUUCGAAGAGGAACCGUGAAAUCUUGUCAAGAAAGCAUCAUGUCGGAUGGGGAUGACUGUUUAAGCGAGGUGAACAGUCUUGUCUCUUUCUCCGAUGGAACGAUUCACAGCAUGGAUAACAUGAGUGUUCAAGACCUAUCAGAGUGGCCGGAAUUAGACGGAGAACGAUUGCAAAAGGAUCAAAAGCCGCAGAUUUUAAAUGAACCACGUAAAACACUUCCAAGGACUCCCAGUGAUCAAGAGAUUGAUACACUAGUUACUAAUACGAUAAAACAGGCUGAGAUUACCAUCAAGAAAGACAUAAAUAUAGAUAAUCAAGAUGAUAUACCUCGAUCAAAUGAAGCUGGUUCUGGUAAUAAUAAGGUAGAGCCACCUAAAGACAAUGAUGGUGGUAGUAUUGUGAAGGAAAACGAGGAAUCCACGCCGGAAGUCCCGGAGCCUGAUGGGCCCCCGCUGAUUGCAGAGACGCAUCCGUUGGUAAAGUCAGUGGCCUAUCUUGAGAGGCAUGGAAUCUUCAGAAUGUUUCAGAACUUUUCUGCUGAUAUUGUAUACCAGCGUCCAGAUAACCCGCUACAAUUUAUGAUUGAUAGACUGACUGAGAUGAGGGAAGAAAAAAGCAGAAAAGAGAAGGAUGAAACGUAGAUUUCCAAUAUUGGGAGUGAGGUACUCAACGAACUGAUCAAGAGGCAAAAAUACAGUAGAAAAGACACAUACUGAUCAAGGGAAAGAGAGAGUAGCUAUUCGACUCAAUUUCCAUUAUUUAUUUUUGGGAGUCUCAAAGGAACACAAAUUGAAAUAAAUAUCUUCUAUUUGUU
Molecule: messenger RNA, 893 nt
Organism: Nematostella vectensis (starlet sea anemone)
Lineage: Eukaryota; Metazoa; Cnidaria; Anthozoa; Actiniaria; Edwardsiidae
Exons: 2
Coding region: 118-720 (200 amino acids)
Source: RefSeq, a predicted model, not a curated record